UUUAUAAUAUCAACUGACAAAAUUCUAGAAAUGACACUAAUUAAUAAUGCAAGAAAAUUUUGAGUUGUAAUUUUAUUUUAUUUUCUUGUUUCCUUUGAUUCCUUUAUGAUUACAUUUUAUUAUACAAAUCUAUCAAAAAAAUCCAAAUGAAGUCAAAAGCGGGCUUCUAAAGCAUCAGUCUUCGGCCCAUAAAAGCUUAUAUAAAAUGGAAAUUAAUGUUUAGUACAUAAAAACAUCUGAAUUCAUUGUUAAGAGACGAAAAUGAAUUCCACAGCAAAGCUUUUAAUCCUUCUCACAAGUUUUUUGUGCCUGUUUCUUCUCAUAACUCUAUUCAAAUUCCUUCACAAAUAUUGGUGGAUACCUUUACGCAUACAGUACGCACUGAGUUUACAGGGAAUCAAAGGACCUCCAUAUGAAUUCAUCCAUGGAAACAACAAAGCAUCUGUCCAAUUCAGAAAAGAAGCAUUAAACAAACCUAUGGCUGCCUUAACUCACGAUAUAUUUCCCAGGGUGCUGCCUCAGUUUUACUCCUGGACCAACAUAUAUGGUAAGAUGAUUCCGAUGUUUUUCACUUGCAAUAUGUUUCUAACUUCAAAUAAAAAAAAUGAACCCCUUUUUUUUGUUCUUUUAUUAGGGAAGAAUUAUCUUACCUGGGAAGGAACUCAAGCUCAACUGGUAAUUUCAGAACCAGAACUAGUCAAAAAGGUUCUGAAAAAUAUCGAAGGAUCUUUUCCGAAAAAGAAGGCCGAAGGCUUUAUCUAUAAGUUACUUGGGGACGGGCUUCUGACAACCGAAGGUGAAAAAUGGGCCAGGCAAAGGAAGUUGGCAAAUCAUGCUUUUCAUGGGGAGAGCUUAAAAGUAAAACUUCGAACAAAGUCUAUUUCGUACUGACAUUUAAGAAUUAUGAAUUAGUUUCUUACAGAAUGGAUGGUUGUAUUUGGCAGAGCAUGAAUCCAGCAAUAAUUGCUGCCGUUGAGACAAUGCUAGAGAAGUGGAAAGGUCAAGAAGGGAAAGAGAUCGAAGUGUUUGAACAAUUCAGGUUACUGACUUCAGAAGUUAUAUCUAGAACAGCUUUUGGUAGCUGUUACUUGGAAGGGGAGAAGAUUUUUCAAAUGUUGACUAAAUUAUCAAUACUUGCUACCAGAAAUCUCUAUAAAUCUCGGAUUCCUGGCAUCAGGUAAGUUAGUAAGUUAAUUUGUAACGUUCUAAUCUCUCGUCGAGGCUUUAUAAAGAUCUGUUUAAAUAUAUGCAAAUAUUAAAUCCAUAAUGUUUUUGUGAGAUAAAAUCACCAAACUUUCAAGUAAAAUUGAAUAAUAUCUUGGUCUGGUGUGGUCUUCACAUGAUUAAUCUAGACUCUGGAGUUUGCCCCUGAUUUCCAAAUAGAAAGGAAAUACCUAGAAGUCACUUGAGUGCAAAAUCUGAAAUAUGAUCACAAAGGAUUAAGUUUUUUCUCCUUUUCUCCAUGUAUACGGCUUAUACCUUUGUUUGCUUUUGCAGCAAGAUUCGGAAAACUACUGAUGAAAUAGAAUCAGAAAAGCUUGCUAAAGGAAUACAUGAAUGUGUGAUGGAAAUGAUUAAGAAAAGGGAAGAGAAAAUAGUGACUGGAGAAGCUGACAGUUUCGGCAAUGAUUUUCUAGGAUUACUUGUAAAUGCUUUUCAUGAUUCGGAUGACAAAAACAGGCUCUCCGUAGAAGACUUGGUAGAUGAGUGCAAAACAUUCUACUUUGUUGGACAAGAAAUGACUAAGUCCUUGCUCACAUGGACAGUCCUGCUUUUAUCAAUCCAUUCAGAUUGGCAAGAGAAAGCAAGACGAGAGGUGAUCGAGGUAUUCGGUGACAAAAAUCCUCAUUCUGAAGGCAUUUCCAAACUAAAAACUGUAAGCAAAACCGCAAUCUCUGACGAUUUCAAUAGCGUGCAUUACCAGCGUUUAAUAAAUUAUAAAUUUAUUUUGCUCACAGAUGAACUUGAUCAUCUAUGAAACCCUGAGAUUGUAUCCUCCUGUAUUUGCCAUAUCUAGAAAGGUUGCAAGAGAUGUUCAAUUGGGAAAACUCAUUAU
Molecule: messenger RNA, 2056 nt
Organism: Durio zibethinus
Lineage: Eukaryota; Viridiplantae; Streptophyta; Magnoliopsida; Malvales; Malvaceae
Source: RefSeq, a predicted model, not a curated record